GUUGUCAACUUUUUCACAUAUUUAUAUAUUAUUUGAUUAAUAAUUAUAUCUUAACAUGUCUCAUGAUUUUCUUAUUUAAGAUGGCCAUAAUUUAGUACAGAAAAUAAAUGAGUUUUAUUAUGUUUUAUGAAUACUAAUUAUCGAUUUCAUUACUUUAAGUAUUCGAUGUAUUGAAGAUAUGAAUACUCUCAGAACUGUUAUUCUUUUUCAUUAAUAAAUCAUUAUGUGGCCGGUCCUUUUUGCAUGACAAAAAAAAAGUGGAUUUUGUUUGAUUUUAUUGAGUUAUAUUAAAACAACAAGAUAAACGAUGGCUGCUAAGCAGAAAAAUAUUUUUACUCGAAGUAAACCUUUGAUGCAUAUAUACAGUGGUAAAGACCAAGAGGGCAAAGAGGUAGAAGUUCGAGAAGAUGCGGAACAGCUUGUUAAAUGGCAUGAAAUAUCUGAUGCUCUCGUAGCCGCGGGCUAUUACAGAGCUCAACUUCAAGGGCUGUCAGCAUUCGAUAAAAUUGUGGGAGGAUUAUCUUGGUGUAUUGAAUUAUGUGAUAUUGAUAUGGACAUCAGUUUGUUAUUUGAAGAGAACCUUACUAUUGGAAAAAAAAUAGCACUAACAGAAAAGAUUGUUAAAGUUUUGCCGAGCAUGAAGUGUCCUUACAUUAUCGAACCUCAUCAAAUACAAGGUUUAGAUUUUAUUAAUAUUUAUCCAUUAGUACAAUGGUUAAUUAAGUAUUCUAGUGAAUUCCGGGAGGCAAAAGAAGACGAAUUACGUAAGUUUGCCGUUAAACAGUAUAAUAAAGAUCAUAUAUUUGAACUUGAUCGUAACCACUUCCGACAAACAGAGAAACUAUUGAAAAAUCUUGCCGCAGUUCAGAAUUUAUAUAAACCAUGCAGAGUUCGUAAACGGAUAUCUGGAUUAUCUUUAAAUGAGUUGGAACAAGUCAAUGCUGUGCUAUCAGAGUAUGAUACACGCAUGUUGAUGCAUGUCUCCAACAACAAAGAUGAUCCUCAACAAGAUGAGGACUUGGAGUUUUUAUACGAUUAUGAAAAAAGUUUAGCUGAUCCAUCGGAUAUAACCACUGAGACGGAAAUUUACCACAAUGUCAAUAAUAAAGAAGACGCUGAAAAUACAAAAAUGCACUAUACAGUCCUUCAUUCAGAACUAACGGGUGACAUUCCGAAAGAAAUUGAGCAAAAAGAGAAAAUGAAAUACGCUGAAGAUAUAGAAAAAUUAACAAAAUCCAUCGAAUCUAUGGAAAAUGAAAUGGAUUUGGUGAAACAGGAUCAUCAGAAAAAACUGGAGGCAGCUAAGGCUGAUUACAGUAGUAUUGUAAACAAACUGCAAAAGGUUACCAAGAAAUUAAUGAAAAGCAAUGACUAUAGUGAUAAGAAUUUGAAAGAUUUUUACAAAUCUCUUAAAGAAUUGGCUAAGGAGAGAAGUGAAUUGUUAAAAAUUAUAGAACACAGAGAAAAAGAGAAUAACAGAUUAAAAGAAACAUGCAGGUUAAUUAAACAACCAGAUGCGGUGAUAGAGGAGGAUCCGCUGUCGGCAGCAGAAUUGAAAGAAUUCCAGGAUAGGGAGAAAAAACUCAAAGAUUACAUAAGCAGUAUGAGAGUUGAACUCGGUCACAUGAACAGACAGGUGUUGAGAUAUUCUGUGGCCAUCGAUGAAGUUCCCGGUACAGCAGAAUUAUUGCAGUAUGAGAAGAGAUUUGUUGAACUAUACAAUCAAGUCGCCUCAAAACACAAAGAAACCAAACAGUAUUAUAUAUUCCAUAAUACUUUAUAUGAAGUUAAACUUUAUACCUCCAAGGAAUUGAGUCUUCUUAACUCGAUUUUAGAUAAUUAUGACGAAGUAAUGUCAUCAGCAAGGAAACGUGAAGAGUUCAUGACACAAUUUGAAUCGAUAGUGGAAUGGGUGAAUCAAACUGUCAAGAAAGUUGAACAGAAAUACAAAAAUGAAAAGGAACAAAAGGCGGCUUUGUACGGAGAAUAUUCUAGAUUAAUGGAAGUACAAAGACAGUACGCGGCCGCAUUGAAGAAAUUAGCAGCGGAACGACAUAAGUUUGGAAAGGAAGAGAGAUUAUAAAUACAUUAUAACAACAUAUUUACCAAAUUAUUAGAAAAUCCUCACAUUAUUUGUUAUAUUUAUACUAUAUAUGUUAUAAUUCUGCUAUCACAACUUAUUUAACGCGAUCUUAUAGGAUUUUACAAUUGUAGUAAUUUUUAUGUUACGUAAUAUUUAUUAUUUUCUAGUCCACAAUCCACUAACCUUUUCACUCGUAUAUAAAAAAUGAGUUCGAAAAGUGUAUAAACAUUACAAGCGCAUGCUAAAUAAAUCCAAAUACCCAGAGCUAAAACCAUUAGCUUUGUGCAUUCGUAAUAGUCUAUUGUUUAUCGUGAACAAAAACAUUUUUACUAUUGGCGUCACAUUCCACGCAUGUAAAUAAAGACGCCAUUUUUCCCCGAAUGAUAGUAUGUUUUAUUAGAUCGUAUAUGUUCAGAAUAUUUGAUUCACAUAUUAUUAAUAUUGAAUAAAUAAUAUAUAAUAUACAUUAUUUGUAUAUUUUUAUUGAUAGCAUAAUUUUGUAAUUUUUUUACUUUCCCCAAAAAUAUUGGAUUGUUAAUUGACUUUAAUAUUACACGGACUUUUUUUUUUAAUUAUACAACUGCCUGUAUUAUUAUUACACAUCUAUUGUAAUAGUACUAUUUACUGUAGCUGUGUUUAUAACCUUUAACGUUUAUAAGAAAUUAUAUUAACAAUAGCGUUUCUAUGAAAUAGUCAUAAAUAAAAUAUCUUGCAGACCUCAUGCUACAACAAUGCCCUGCAUUCCAUAAUAUACGUUAAGACUGAUAUGUGUUUUGUAUGGUUUAUGUAUUUUUUCAAAAAAGAUUUAAUAAAUAAAAAUGUUUACAUGAAA
Molecule: messenger RNA, 2915 nt
Organism: Danaus plexippus (monarch butterfly)
Lineage: Eukaryota; Metazoa; Arthropoda; Insecta; Lepidoptera; Nymphalidae
Gene: fidipidine
Product: coiled-coil domain-containing protein 93
Exons: 10
Coding region: 308-2083 (591 amino acids)
Biological process (GO): Golgi to plasma membrane transport
Source: RefSeq, a predicted model, not a curated record